Juglans regia (Persian walnut) is the source of this 2993-nucleotide messenger RNA. Its product is annotated as methyl-CpG-binding domain protein 4-like protein. Gene Ontology annotation, cellular component: nucleus. Gene Ontology annotation, molecular function: catalytic activity; DNA binding. The coding region runs from base 44 to 2773 and encodes 909 amino acids. The record is from RefSeq and is a predicted model, not a curated record. NCBI's taxonomy places the organism in Eukaryota, Viridiplantae, Streptophyta, Magnoliopsida, Fagales, Juglandaceae. Gene Ontology annotation, biological process: DNA repair. The transcript is spliced from 3 exons.
AUAUAAAAUAGAAACAAUCAGAUUGAAGUCGAAACAAGGAAUUAUGGCGGAGACAGAGGAAGAUGCGUCGUUUUGGAGGGAGAGCCCGCCAGGCGGAGAUGGAGCGAGCAUGAGUCUGGGCAUGAAGAAACGGAAGAGGAAGAGUUUGAAGAGGGAAAAGCGAGAAUUUCUUCAUCCAACUACGACGAAAGAAACCCCAACCGCCGUAAGUUCUUUCAUACUCUCGGGCUCUGCUUCGUCUACCACGCCCCUUCAAUCACGUACACACAAUCCCAAUCUCAAUCUCACCCAUGAUUAUGGUAUUUCUUCCUAUGCCCAUUACCAGCAACAGCCUCAAAUCGAAGCUUCCUCACAUUGUGAUUCUUUUGAUAACCCUCAUGUUAAUCUAUCCAGUGAUUUCUACAAUAAUACCAAAGAUAAUCAUAUGGAGGAGAACAAUAUGAAGAAGAAGAGGAAGAGAAAAACUAGUUCUAGUAAGAAGGGUGUAGAAGAAGUAGAAGAGUCGCGGUAUCAUCUCUUCCAAGAGGAACUGUCAUAUGAUCCUCCAACUAAUCAAAAUGUGCGAAAUGAGAUUGAAGAAGAAAGUAAUAGCAAGAAUAGCAUAAAUGGAUGCGCCAAUAGAUGGGUCGGCAUUGACCUACAAUCUCCGACUAACCCACUAUGCAAGGAUAUUGAUUUAUCUACUGAAGGCAACAUAUUUACAUCGAGUACUGGAGAUUCAGUUGUAGCAGAGAAUUUUAGAGAUGAUGACCGGCUGAAGCACGUGAGGAAGAAGAAGAAGAAUAAAAACAAUAGGGGGGAAAGGGAUGAUAAAACUAGCAGCAAGCUUAUCAAGUCAGAGGAGAUUCCACCGAGUUUGCAGAAAUUUGAGGAUGUCCUUUCGCGAUAUAUUUACAAGGGUAAUGGAGGUACUAACAGCUUAAAGAAAGUCCGUCACAAUGAUGAGGAGGAGGAGAAAUCUUCCAAGGAACCCACUUCCCAAUGUAAGAUGACCAAAGAUUCCUCCAUUCUAGCUACCGAACGUGGCAGGAACUUCGCUGGGCAGAUUGACAGUGAUGCUGUUGUAGUGCCAACAAUUUACACAAACUUGAACGAAGAAGUGCAGCGAAAUGGGCCAGGAAUUGGUGAGGCUGUUUAUUGCAAGCGAAGGAGAGUUAAAGGAAAACAGCAAACAAUUGCUCACCUUGAAAUUCAAAAUGCCUCCCCAUAUUUCCAGAGGUCAACAGGACGAGUGUUGACAAAUGAUGGUAAAACUACAAAAAUGAAAUCAACAAGACCUCGUUCAAAAAUUUCUGCUGCUUUUGUGAAGGUCUCCCGCUACUUCCAAAAGAUGCCCGAAAAACAGGAAGGUAGUGUUUUGGUUUGCGAUAAGCAGAAAAAAGAACCGAGUCGCCAAAAUGGGCUAGGGAUUGGGGAUAUUGAUCAUUCCAAACGAAGGAGAGUAAUCGGAAAACAGCAAACAAUUGCUCACACUAAAGUUCGAAAGGCCUCCCCAUAUUUCCAGAGGUCAACAGGACAACAAGUGUUGAGAAAUGAUGGUAAUGAUACACAAAUGAAAUCAACAGGACCUCGUUCAAAAACUUCUGCAACAUCAGUGAAGGUCUCCCGCUUCUUCCAAAAGAUGCCCGAAAAAGAGGAAGGUAGUGAUUUGGUUUGCGAUAGGCUGAAAAAAGAAUCGAGUCGCCAAAUAAAGAGUGGGGUUCAUCCAUCUGUUGGAAAUCAGAUUUUGAAGCUUGAGGAUGUCCUUUCGCAAUGUAUUUACAAGAGUAAUGGCAUAUCCAAGAAAGUAAAGAAUGGCCAGCACAAAGGUGAGGAGGAAAAGAAAUAUAGUGAGGAGCCCACGUUCUCAUCUAAUAUGACUAAUCCCUCCUCCAUUAUAGCAAUUGAUGGUGGCAGGAACUCAGCUGAACAUGUUGACGGUGAAGCUGUUGUAGCACCAAGAAUUUACACAAACUUGAAAGAAGAAGAAAUGCAGCAAAAUGGGCUAGGAAUUGAAAAGGUUGAUAGUUGCAAGCGAAGGAGAGGAAAGGAAAAACAGCAAACAAUUGCUCACCCUGAAGUUCAAAAGCUCUCCCCAUACUUCCAGAGUUCAACAGGACAACAAGUGCUGAGAAAUGGCAGUAAUGAUACACAAAUCAAAUCAAGAAGACCUUGUGCAAAACCUUCUGCUACUUCAGUGAAGGUCACUUCCCGCUUCUUCAAAAAGAUGCCUGGAGAAGAAGAAAAUGCAGAUGGCAUUUUGUUGGGAGGUAAAAAGACUCGUAAACGAAGUGUGAAAGUUAAAACAGUUUUAUCUACUUUACAGAAAAGAUUUGAUGCUUACCGAAGAAAAAGUCCAGAUAACAUGUGGAAGCCUCCACGCUCCAGAUAUGGUCUUCUCCAAGAGGAUCAUGCCGAUGACCCUUGGAAGGUAUUGGUGAUAUGCAUGCUCCUAAAUCGGACAACUGGUUCGCAGGCUGGAAAGAUUCUAUUGGAUCUCUUUACACUUUGUCCUGAUGCAAAGACAGCUACUGAAGUCCCUGCAAAGGAGAUAGAAAAGAUUAUACAACCUCUAGGUCUACAAAAAAAGAGGGCACAGAUGAUACAGCGCUUCUCUCAGGACUACAUGGGAGAUACCUGGAAAUACGUGACCGAUCUGUAUGGUGUUGGCAAAUAUGCAGCUGAUGCGUAUGCAAUAUUUUGUACUGGAAAGUGGGACCGGGUGAGACCUACUGAUUACAUGCUAAAUUAUUACUGGGAAUAUCUCUUCAGUAUUAGAGCUACAUUAUUAUGAUUCUCUCUCUCUCUCUAUCUCUUCCAUAUAUUUUUUGUGAGAAAGCUGAGUGCGAGAGAAGACCUAUCUUAUAGUUAAUUAUAAAAAAAAAAAAAAACCUAUCUCAUAGUUGAUGAACUUUAUAUAUAUGACCAACUACCAUGCUUUACAGGUUCUGCUUUUGUAUAACCAUGAAUUUUGGGAAACCUUAUUUAUGUUAGCAGAAGGCAUCUUUAUAUCC